This is a messenger RNA of Olea europaea var. sylvestris, 4681 nucleotides long. Its product is annotated as G-type lectin S-receptor-like serine/threonine-protein kinase At1g11410. The record is from RefSeq and is a predicted model, not a curated record. Gene Ontology annotation, molecular function: protein serine/threonine kinase activity; ATP binding. Gene Ontology annotation, biological process: recognition of pollen; protein phosphorylation. Lineage: Eukaryota; Viridiplantae; Streptophyta; Magnoliopsida; Lamiales; Oleaceae. The coding region runs from base 2128 to 4629 and encodes 833 amino acids. The transcript has 7 exons.
UUACUCGAACAAAAGUUACGUUUCUAGCAAAGAAAUUUAAACCAAAGUCAAACAUGCUCUAAACUUAUUUUGGGUGAUCCAAAGAUUUGAGCAACAAAUCCAAGAGAUCUGCACGCUAGCAUAAGUGGCCAUGAUUUCCUUCCUCGUUUUGCUUGGUGUAAUCAGUUUGGUUUUCUUUCCGUGAGAAGACUGCUAACAGUGGAAGAGGUCAACAUUUCAAACUCAUUACAUUAAUGUUCUUUUGACUGAUUCUUCAUUCAUUUGAAGCCAUUGAAAUGUAUGACAAUGAUUCUGUUGCUAUCAAACAGUAAUAAUGUAUACCCACACGAUCAUCUUUUUCAAACAGCAUGCCUAUUAACCUUGACUUUGGAUGCUAGGUUCAUGCUAGGAGGAAAACUUGAACACUUUUGCCUGGUUUAAGUCACCAUAUUGUAUCAUUUUUAUUUUUUUCAGUAAUCGGGUUUUGUUAGGGAAGUAGAAUUAGCCAUAGAAACGUGAGGUUUCUGAACCUAUUGAGAUUAGCUGAGAAUUUAUCUAUUCGGAUAUUGCUAGUCAUUAGGAAGAGCAUGGCGGCUACUGAUAAUUAAAAAUCACACAUAAUAUGUUCAAACCUAUAUGCUGACAUAAUUGCAACUGGCGAUGACAGAACACAUUUUAAUAUAGAGUUCCUAACUUUAUAGCUUUAAAUUUGAUUCCGCAGAAGAAUUUGUAUAAAAGGAUUUGGCAGACUAGGAAUUUAACCUUAAAAGUACUUUUGCCAGAUAAGUUUUGGCACUGUACGCAAGGCGAUAGUGAGUGGCAAGAAAAAUAGAGGAUUUCAUCAUCCUGAUCACGACCUCAACCCUAUGGGACAUAUGAGUUUAAGAUACUGUAAUUUCUUUACAAGUGAUAAAGCACACUAAGUCGCUAACUUUAUAUGAUUUUCGAUUACCAUCAGCUUGGAAACUAUGGAAGGAAGGAAAUCCUAUGGAUCUUUCAGAUGCUCUACUAGUAACUCUGAACUCAUAAUCUUAAGUGUUAAGAUGUAUCCAUGUUGACUUGUUGAACGCCCCAAAGAUAGACCUUCUAUGUCUAGUGCUUUAUUAAUGUUAGACAUCGAGCACCUGGUGGUAUCUCAACCUAAACAACCUAGUUUUUACUCGGAAAGAUCCCUUCAUUAAUGGGAAAUAAACCUCAUACUUCUAAUGAAAAGCCUGUAACAUUAUUACAAGGUUGAUAGAAUCCUUUUUCUAUCAUCUUGUGGUAAAUUAAUCUAUAUUAAUACGGAAGAAAUUAUUGCUUUAGCUGAGUAAACAAGAAGUUCCGCUUCUGUAUUGCUGUUGUUAGUCUAUUGCUAUCGUAUGAUUGGAAUGCAUAGAGAAGAAAUAAAAGUCACAUUAUUUAACCAAGUUUUUGCUAAAUCCCUUAUGUCCAACGCAACAUAUAUUUAUUCCGUAAAUCAAAUCUAUAUAUUGGUCCACUAGUGACUGUGAAUUUAAGAGUCUUUAAGUAAAUGGUCCACUUCACCUAAAAUGGCCGCGAAUUAACUCAAAUUAGAGAAACGACAGGAUUUCAUUUUCGCUUGUGCCUCUUAAAAUUAAUGAUCCAUUUGGUUAAGUAAUUUACAGCUGUUGUGCCCUUUAUCAAGAAAAUCAUGUACACAAAGUAAAAAUCACAAGCUGCUAUCACAAGAAAUUCAUUUUAAAUAAGCCCGUGAAUUUGACCUUAAGGCUGUAGGUUUUCUGGGACAGCCAUUUUUCUUCUUUCCAUCGAUAACGCUGCCCAUGAAAUUGUAAGGUGGUGAUAAAUUUAUCUUUCUCUAGUGGUUUAAAUAAUUCCCAAUUUCCAAACUUAAGAUAAAUUAUAAAUGAGUUUGAAUUUUCUAACCCCAAACAUAGAGAAGAAAGAAAAUAUGAAAACUGAAAAGACAAGCUUUGUGACAUCUGAAACUAAUAUGAAUGGCUGAAACCCAGCUAAUGUCAAAUGUGUGGUUAAGAUCAUGAAGAGGACAUCCAAUAAAUGUUUUUAAUACUGAUUAACGCAUGAUAGAAGCCAAGCCCCAACGUUCUUACUUCUUACUUCUUACUUCGAGGCCACGGAUUAAAUCUUUAUACCUCCACCGUCAAAGGGAAAUUAUAGAAACAAACCAUGUAUCAUCUGAAGGAAAUCUUGACAUACUUUCUACUGUUUCUUUUUCGGAACUGCUGUUCCACCGAUAUAAUAGGGCCAAACCAGACUCUGAAAGAUGGAAAUAUAUUGGUCUCAAGUGGAAAAGCCUUUGUUCUUGGCUUCUUCGGCCCUGAAAAAUCCAGCAAUCGAUAUGUUGGGAUUUGGUAUAACAAAGUUCCAGAACAAACAGUUGUAUGGGUUGCUAAUCGCGACAAUCCCAUUAAGGGGACCUCCGGAGUUCUUGCAAUCGACACUGCCGGAAAUCUUGUUUUGUUCGAUGGAAAUCACAAUUUUUCUGUCUGGUCAACUAAUGUGACAUCAAUGACUCUGAAAAAGUCACCUUCAGCUCAGCUCAUGGAGACAGGAAAUUUUGUUCUGUUUCAAGAUCAAAGCAAAAGUGUUAUUACAUGGCAAAGCUUUGAUUAUCCUACCAAUACUUUAUUACCUAACAUGAAAGCAGGGUGGAACCGAAGGACUGGAUUGAACACAUCUUUGUCAUCCUGGAAAUCUUUUGAUGAUCCUGGAACUGGUGACACUGUGUUCAAAAUGGAGCUUACAGGCACGCCCCAGUUUUAUUUGUUGAUGGGUACAAAAAGGUUAUGGCGAACCGGACCCUGGAAUGGGCUUGGAUGGAGUGGUGUGCCAGAAAUGGUUUCAAAUUUCAUCUUCAAAAUUCUUUAUGUUGAAAAUGACAAUGAAGUGACUAUAUCAUAUUCUAUAAAAGAUCCAUCAAUCUUUUCAAGAAUGGUGGUAAAUGAAUCUGGGACUCUGGAACGUCUUACUUGGCAAGGAAGUGAGCGUGGAUGGGUGAGAUUUUGGUACGUACCCACCGAUCCAUGUGAUAGUUAUGCACACUGUGGAGCAUUCAGCAACUGUGACCUAUUCAAUUUGAGUGAGUUUGAAUGUUCAUGCCUUCCAGGAUUUGAGCCCAAGCUAGAACGUCAAUGGUACCUACGAGAUGCAUCAAAUGGAUGUAAAAGAAAGCAAGGAGAAAAUAUUUGUGGAAAUGGAGACGGAUUUAAGAAGGUGAUAAAUGCGAAAGUCCCCGACACUUCAAUUGCACAUGUGAAUAAGAGUUUAGAACUGAAAGAAUGUCAAGAGUUGUGCCUAAAGAACUGUUCAUGCACAGCAUUUGCAACUGCUAAUAUCAGUGGAGGAAAUGGUUGCAUCUCUUGGCACGGAAACCUGGCAGAUAUCAGGCAAUUCUCAAACAAGGGCCAGGAUUUGUACAUCAGAGUUCCGGCUGUGGAGAUAGCUCAGGAUACAAGGAACUCAAAAGGCUUUCGUGGGAAGAGAUUGAUGGCAACUGUGAUAGUGUUAAUUUUAGCAAUGCUUCUCAUACUCUUCUUAGCAUACUGGUUGUUGAAGAAGAAGAGAAAAGGUACAGAAGGACAGAUAAAGCGUCCAUUUAGCUUUAACACGGGUUUAGCAUCCUAUGGCGGUAGGGCAGAGGAGAUGGAAGGUACUGGGACAAAUGUUGAAGUGUCAAUCUUUGAUCUGAGCACCAUUGUUUCAGCCACUGAAGAUUUUUCUCUGGCUAACAAACUUGGAGAAGGUGGCUUUGGUGCAGUUUACAAGGGUCGGCUUCCCAAUGGGCAAGAGAUAGCUGUCAAAAGACUGUCAGCAAUAUCUGGACAAGGGAAUGAAGAAUUCAAAAAUGAAAUCACACUGAUUGCAAGACUCCAGCACAGAAAUCUUGUGAGACUUUUGGGAUGUUGCAUUCAACAAGAUGAGAAGAUGUUAGUAUACGAGUACCUUCCAAACAAAGGCUUAGACUACUUUAUCUUUGAUGAAGCAAGAAGAUCACUUAUGGACUGGAGUAAACGAUUCGAAAUCAUCUUGGGAAUUACGAGAGGGAUGAUAUAUCUCCAUGAAGACUCCAGACUAAGAAUUAUUCACAGGGAUUUGAAAGCUAGCAACAUCUUACUAGACACGUCCAUGAAUCCCAAAAUAUCAGAUUUUGGUCUGGCAAGGAUUUUCGGAGUAGACCAAGCUCAAGCAAACACAAAUAGAGUAGUUGGAACCUAUGGUUAUAUGUCACCAGAAUAUGCAAUGGAAGGGCUAUUCUCAGUAAAGUCUGAUGUUUACAGUUUUGGGGUUUUGCUGUUGGAAAUCAUCUGUGGCAGGAAGAAUAGCAGUUAUUUUGAAGAGGAUACGGUGAAUUUAAUUGGAUAUGUUUGGGACCUGUGGAGAGAAGAGAAAGCAUUGGAUUUAGUAGAUUCAUCACUUGACAACUCUUACGAUGCCAACAAAGUUUUGAGGUGCAUUCACGUUGGUCUUUUGUGUUUGCAAGAAUAUGCUCCUGAUCGGCCAACAAUGUCAGAAGUACUUUUCAUGUUAUGCAACGAAACAACUCUUCCUUAUCCCAAAAAACCUGCAUUCAUCUUCAAGAAAGACAACACUCUUCUAUACUCAUCAUCAGCUAGUGUAGAAAAUAGAUCUGUUAAUGAAAUGUCAAUUACUGUGAUUGAAGCUCGCUAAAAGGCUUCCUCUAAAUACUUAGUUUUCAGUUCAAGGGGGUGCAUAUUAGCAC